AUGGACAAGAAGUAUAUGAAUUGUACGAGAUGCGAACUUUGCGGAACAGCUGACGUCAUCUAUGGAUCGCCAUUCAUGGAGUACUCGAUCCUCUUCCGCUUACUGACCGCUCCCUUGGCAACAAUGGGAAUGGGUUUACUGUCAGCAACAAUUGUCAAAACAAAAGGCAUUCAUAUCAACACAAAAGUCAUUCUACUUGUUUUGUGUAUCUCCACAAUUGUUUGUAAUACGGGUAUAACAGUCGAUUGUUUAUACAAAUUCUUCAUAUCCAAUGUUAUGCCAAAUUAUAUGCAAUGUGAUUUUCAAGUUUUCAGCCCACAAUAUGGAUUAGUUAUUCGACAUAUCGAGAUUCUUGGUACCACGUAUUUGUCCACUUCUGCAAUUGCCCUGGCUAUUGAACGAACUGUGGCUACAAUUUUCUAUCGCAAUUACUCUUCAAAGCCUACACUUGGAUCAAUUCUUGUUGUUGUUCAGAUCUUGAUCAGCUUCAUCCCAUUAUGGAAUAUCAGACUGCCAAAGCAAAUGUAUCCAUAUUCUCCACCAGAGCUCCAUGACUACAAACUCUACCAUUUUAUCUCUAUGUGGCAAACCCUUGUUAACGUUCUUGCGUUCUUCAUUUUCAUGAUUCUCUGGAUAAUCAACUACUAUCGAAAGAAGAUCAUCGGGAACAGUCAUCUUCAAGUCGUCCUGGCUAGGUACAACUUGCAUGAAAACAUGUCAACGACUCGUCUAAUGGCGCCGAUCAUCGUUGUCAUCGCUAUGAUAGUGUUCGCGGCUGAAUUGAGUCUUCUCCUUGUAACACCACAAUAUGAUAGGAAUACUGUAGUGACACAUCAAGUUUUAGACGAAGUUAUCGAAUACUCAUUUUACCCAGAACUACAGUUGACACUCAUCCCAAUCUUGUUCAUCGCCUUGAUUUUGAUAUUGGUCAUCGUCUCCAAGAAAAUUCGAGAAAACUUCCUUCUCGUGUCCAAUCUAUCCAUCUGUUUUCCAGUCAAAGUUCACAACACGGAUUCAAGAUCUUCAAGCGAGUCAUCAAGCUCUGAAGGCUCAUCGGAGAGAAUUCACUGGAAUAGAAAAAUUGACGGCCUCUCGAUAACCCCACAAACACCUGAUUUCUGA
Caenorhabditis remanei is the source of this 1122-nucleotide messenger RNA. RefSeq lists its product as uncharacterized. Lineage: Eukaryota; Metazoa; Nematoda; Chromadorea; Rhabditida; Rhabditidae. The transcript is spliced from 9 exons. The record is from RefSeq and is a predicted model, not a curated record. The coding region runs from base 1 to 1122 and encodes 373 amino acids.